AUGCCGCGCAUGCACCUAGGCCCCGAGCUUGAGGAUAACAAAGACCUAGAUGAAUACACGGAACAUCUUCUUCAAGCCCGCUUGGCCAAUUUUUGGAAAACCUCGCAUGCGAACUGCAAUUCUGAAUAUGAUAUUGUCGCGGCAGAGGAGAGAUAUGAAAGGUUUUGUAACGAAUAUCUCAUCACAAUCCCAUCUGCUUUUGGUUUGCAACCCAACACGCAAUGGGAUGAACAUCUUUCAAUGCUUCCGAAGCAAAGAGAAACCUUGCAUAUCGCCAUAUUCGAGUCUCUUUGUUACAAUUUCCGGCCGGCACUAGUACAAAUGCCAAGGCAGACACAUCAUCUUCCCAAAUACAAGCAACUCUUACUAUUAUCUCAGCGAAAGGCUCUCGCGGUUGCCGCAUUACGUGUUCUAAAAUGCACUUCUUCCUUGCACGCUCUGAUGGGCGGCUCCCAAACACGCUUUACAGACAUCAUUCGACCGACAUUCGAAGCCGCAGUACUUCUCGUGCACCUCUGUACCGAUGAAACUUUGUUUGAGGGGGAUGAAGAUCGACGCCCCGGCCUGUUGAGAAUGGAUCCCCUCAGGGAUAGUAUGGGGAAUCUCAAAUAA
Molecule: messenger RNA, 612 nt
Organism: Penicillium samsonianum
Lineage: Eukaryota; Fungi; Ascomycota; Eurotiomycetes; Eurotiales; Aspergillaceae
Exons: 1
Coding region: 1-612 (203 amino acids)
Source: RefSeq, a predicted model, not a curated record